AUGACGUAACACGCAAGCGGCUGGCGGAGCGUGGGCAGGAUACGCAGCAGUCCCUGAUGUCAAGCCAUCUAUAAAACGCGAGAACUCCACUGGAAGUCAGAUGAAAGGAUAUUUUCACUACUUGAAAAAUAGAAAUUAACAACGUCAUCACUCAAAAUAACACGUCCUGUAAGUGUAAAGUUUGUAAAAUUGCUCUUUAAAGGAAAAUUUAAGCGACAAGAGGACUUGUGGAAAGAUAGUAGCGCGAUUCAUUGUUUAUUUUGAAAGUUUAAACCGGAACUGCUUUAUCUCUGAUACCGCGAGUUUUACUUUAACAUAGAGCACAACGAGCACACGGCGACUGUUGAAAGAAAACGGUGGAAGCUCGUUUAAGAACCGGCUCAGUUAACGUCUGGAGCUCAACAUGACACCAUACUUAUGUCGACACUGAGUCCGAAACAACCGUGUUUACGCUCCAAGCGGCAAUAGUUGACGACCACGCCCCGCAGACAUCUAGUGGAGCCCGGAGAAAAACUGCCGGCGGAGGCGCAGCAGUGAGCGGUCUGAAAGCCAGCAGGUCGGCUAGCGGGCUCACAGCGGAGAGGAAGCGGGAGCGGCGGCCGUUCAGGGAAACAUGAGGGAGUACAAAGUAGUGGUUCUCGGCUCCGGAGGGGUGGGGAAAUCCGCCCUGACCGUCCAGUUCGUGACAGGGUCCUUCAUAGAGAAGUACGACCCCACGAUAGAGGAUUUUUACAGGAAGGAGAUCGAGGUGGACUCUUCUCCGUCCGUUCUGGAAAUUCUGGACACAGCAGGGACCGAGCAGUUCGCCUCCAUGCGGGACCUAUAUAUCAAAAACGGGCAGGGUUUCAUCCUGGUCUACAGCCUUGUGAACCAGCAGAGCUUCCAGGACAUCAAGCCCAUGAGGGACCAGAUAAUCAGGGUGAAAAGGUACGAGCGGGUGCCCAUGAUCCUGGUGGGAAACAAAGUGGACCUGGAGGGGGAGAGAGAGGUGUCGUCCGGUGAGGGGAAGGCACUGGCGGACGACUGGAGCUGCCCGUUCAUGGAAACUUCAGCCAAAAAUAAAAGCUCUGUGGACGAACUGUUUGCUGAGAUCGUCCGGCAGAUGAACUUUGCCCCUGCACCAAAUGGCGACGAUCAGUGCUGCUCGUCCUGUGUCAUUCUUUAAGGAAAAGGACAAACCUUCAAGUGUUAUUCUCUGCUCGGUUUUGAGUUUGCAUUGUGUGUUGCAGCAAGUGUGUACUGUUGAGCUCUUCAUGUCUCGCUCUGGCCUUGGAGGAAAAUGAAGAGAGGAAUGCUGCAGGGGACAGGAGGAAGGGGGGGGGGUGUUGAGACAGAGGGAGGGGUCCACUCUUCAGGAAUUCUGCUGGGUUGGAAUAUCAGUGGUCUCUACUGAUGUCAACACAAUGUCAGAUCCAGGGUUUCUGCAGCGUCUCCCCACCAGUACCAGUAACUGCACCCCCAUCCUGAACUAAACCCAAAUGGAGAAGCUAUUUAGAUCAACACAUGCUCACAAACGGAUAUUUCUUCAUAAGAAGGAGAAGAGAGAGAGGGAGGGAGAGAGAGGAUACAGAGAGUAUAUUUUGUUUAAAAACACAGACACUUCACAGUGGCCCAGCUGAGGAUGAAGGUGACGUCUCUGCCUGGGCUCCUCUGGAACCACACUCCACAACAACACUCCAAACUCCUAUUUUUCUCCAAAGUCAAAAGUAACGGACCGAUGAACCUGCAGGAGGGGUAAACCUGACACGUGCCACUCUUUUUAUUUUCUUUCUUUUCCUUCAUUGCCUCUGGAGUGAGUGGACCUGAACUGAAGUGACGCGGGGUCGACGACCCGAUCGCCCGCAUGUCGAGUGCCUUUCCCAAACAAAACAGCUGUUCAGAUUUAGUGCCAAUCCACACCUAUCACCAAAUGGACUAUUUUUCAUUGUCGUCCACAAACUAGUGAACUGUUUGACCGGAGACUCUUCUAAUGGUGGAGGCUGACACAAUAAUAACGAUAGACUUUCUGUUGAUGGAAGAUGGUUUUUCUCUAUGUUUUAAGUCUGAGGUGUUCAUGUUUUUUAGCAGUGUGUGCUCGGUCUGGAGACGUGUCUUGAAACAAACAGGUACUGAAAGCCCACAGAUGUGACAGUACCAUCCAACACUUACUGGCCAGACCACCAGAACCAGAGGAGUUCUCUUUGUUCUGUUGAAGUUGUUGUUUUAACAGGAAAUGUGAUCAUGUACCGUUGACAAAUCUAACCUGAUUGUAAGUUUAUUCUCUGAGCAGCCUCUCAUUCUGUUCAAAAAGAAAAGACUUUUAAUACAAAUUCAUUUUUAAAAAAACAAACAAA
This is a messenger RNA of Cynoglossus semilaevis (tongue sole), 2333 nucleotides long. RefSeq names its product ras-related protein Rap-2b. The transcript is spliced from 2 exons. The record is from RefSeq and is a predicted model, not a curated record. Gene Ontology annotation, molecular function: GTPase activity; GTP binding. NCBI's taxonomy places the organism in Eukaryota, Metazoa, Chordata, Actinopteri, Pleuronectiformes, Cynoglossidae. The coding region runs from base 614 to 1165 and encodes 183 amino acids. Gene Ontology annotation, biological process: Rap protein signal transduction. Gene Ontology annotation, cellular component: membrane.